AUGGCCUCCAGACAACCAGACCGGCGAUUCAUCCACAAAGAUCGGUUUGGGUACCUCUUUGGCUCGUUAAAAACCCAAAAUUACCAGGAUCCCGCCGCGCGGGGACCUGGAUCGCACAUAAUCCGGACACUUGCCUGGAACCCAACCGGCCAACUCAUCGCCACGGGCUCCGCGAACCGCACGCUUCGCAUAUGGAACCCCGAGCGCGCGAAUGCGAGAUACUCGACGGAGCUGCGCGGGCAUUCUGCAGGGAUUGAAAAGGUUCUGUUUAAUCCAGUCCGGGAUGCCGAGCUGGCGAGCUGCUCGAGUGAUGGCACAGUGCGCUUUUGGGAUGUGCGAUCCAAGACUUGUGUGAGUCGGUUGGAUGUAGGUGGAGAGGCAUUUACGCUGUCGUGGUCGGCGGAUGGGAAGGUUGUUAUUGUUGGGAGGAAGGACGACACACUGGUGCCUGUAUCGAUUGAAAGCCUGUCGACGCCUACGAUCAUGACGAAUGGAGCUACGACUGAAAAAGCUACGUCGACGUAUACAACACUGCCCUCACAGCCACAAAACACCCAGACGAACGCGACGACAUUUUCACAUCACGUCCCAACCGAGUCCGCCCCAGAUCUCGAUUUCCUAGCCACAACAGGCGACGGCACCGUCAAGAUAUUCUCAUACCCAUCCUUCACACUACGCCACACCCUCAACGCGCACAGCUCUGCCUGUCUCGCCUUAUCUCUCGCGCCCACCGCACGGUAUUUGGCCGUCGGCGGCAGCGACGCACUCAUCUCCCUCUGGGAUACCACAGACUGGGUCUGCCGGCGCACAGUCUCCAGCGAAGGCAGCGGCACGAUCCGCGAUGUGAGCUGGAGUUUUGAUGGCCGGUUCCUGUGCGGCGCCAGCGAGGAAGUGGGCGCUAGUGGGCUUGAGAUCUUCCACGCCGAGACAGGCGACAGUGUGCAUUCGAUCCCUGUGACUACUUCGGGGAUUCCGGCGGUUGCGUGGCAUCCCACACGGUAUUGGCUUGCGUAUUCGUCCAUGGCUGAUAGUGGGAAUGCUGGCGGCUUGAGGAUUGUUGGGGCUGCUGGGGGAGGUCUUUAG
This is a messenger RNA of Talaromyces rugulosus, 1083 nucleotides long. RefSeq lists its product as uncharacterized. The record is from RefSeq and is a predicted model, not a curated record. Lineage: Eukaryota; Fungi; Ascomycota; Eurotiomycetes; Eurotiales; Trichocomaceae. Gene Ontology annotation, molecular function: protein binding. Gene Ontology annotation, cellular component: THO complex part of transcription export complex. Gene Ontology annotation, biological process: mRNA export from nucleus. The transcript has 3 exons. Bases 1 to 1083 code for a protein of 360 amino acids.